This is a messenger RNA of Arachis ipaensis, 732 nucleotides long. NCBI's taxonomy places the organism in Eukaryota, Viridiplantae, Streptophyta, Magnoliopsida, Fabales, Fabaceae. The record is from RefSeq and is a predicted model, not a curated record.
AUGUCACGCCUCCCACCCCCAAUCGAAAGUUCCAAACUUAGCGCUCUCCUCUCACAGUCGUGCUCUCUGCAGUCUUUAUCGGUGCGCUCAGCCACCCACGUUCUCUCUGUAGUCGCGCUCUCCUCUCAUGGCGCCCAGCCACCCACGUUCUCUGCAGUCACGCUCUCCUCUCACGGCGGCGAACCCACGUUGUUGCAGCAUCUCCCAACGCCGGCGAGAGACCGUUUCUCCCACCACCUCGCAGUGAAGCCUUCCUCCCAACGUCGCCGAACCACUUCGCGGACAGAGCACCACGAAACCCUUGCCAGAUCCAGCACCACCCUCGCCACCCACAACACAACACCUCCCAGUCUCCCACCCAGCCACCGAUUCAAGUCAGAUAUGAAGCUCGAGCCACCGAGUCAGGAACGGUCUUCCCAGCAGCGUCGAGCCACCGACCCCAGUUCCCACCGAGCCACCCAGCACAACACCAGCUAGCAGCCUUCUUUCCGCUGAUUCAACUGAGAUAUGGAGCCCGAGCCUCCGAAUCAGGUAUGUAAUUAAGUAAUUUAACUAAUUUAUGUUCAAUAAAUCAAUAAUCAUUGAUGGAUUGUUGUUGGUUGUUGACUUGUUUAUUUUAUUGUUGUUGCCUUACUGACUUGUAAAUUGUUUGAUUUUGUAAACAGGAUCUUGAUUUGUAAAUUGCUUGUAAAUUGAUUUUGUUGUUUAAUGUAUUUGUUCAUGCAGUUUGAU